Messenger RNA from Caenorhabditis angaria, 5185 nucleotides. The record is from the annotation of a GenBank genome assembly. Lineage: Eukaryota; Metazoa; Nematoda; Chromadorea; Rhabditida; Rhabditidae.
AUGGCAUCGAUUCAGUGUUUGAAUCCAAAGGCAGAAUUGGCUCGUCAUGCGGCCGCUCUUGAAUUGAAUAUUAGCGGAGCCCGUGGAUUGCAAGAUGUUAUGAGAAGCAAUCUCGGACCAAAGGGUACCCUUAAAAUGUGAGUUUUAUGGAAUUUUGGUCAAUAUUUUUACCAAAAUUUCAAUUUUCAGGCUUGUUUCUGGUGCUGGUGAUAUCAAGCUCACAAAAGACGGCAAUGUUCUCCUCCACGAAAUGUCGAUUCAACAUCCAACCGCUUCAAUGAUCGCAAAAGCUUCAACAGCUCAAGAUGACGUAACUGGAGAUGGAACAACUUCAACAGUUUUGCUCAUUGGAGAGCUCCUCAAACAAGCCGAAUCGCUUGUUUUAGAAGGUGUUCAUCCACGUUUGGUUACCGAAGGAUUUGAGUGGGCGAAUCAGAAGACUUUGGAAUUACUCGAGAAAUUCAAGAGACCAGUCGGCGUCGAUCGCGAAAUCCUCAUCGAAGUCGCGCGAACUGCACUUCGCACCAAAUUGCAUCAAAAACUCGCCGAUCAUAUCACCGAAUGUGUUGUUGAUGCGGUUUUGGCGAUUCGAAAAGGAGACGAGGAACCGGAUUUGCAUAUGGUUGAGAGAAUGGAAAUGCAUCAUGAUAGUGAUAUGGAUACAACAUUGAUUCGUGGACUUGUUUUGGAUCAUGGAGCAAGACAUCCGGAUAUGCCGAGACAUGUUAAAGAUGCUUUUAUUUUGACGUGCAAUGUUUCAUUGGAAUAUGAGAAAACGUACGGUUUUUUGAAGGAAAAUCAUGUUUUGGACCUUCUGGCGUUGUUAAAAAUCGACUAAAUCACAUUUUCAUGUUUUUUUUAGCAACUGAGUUGAACUAUCGGAUUUUAAUCCUAUUCAAAGGAUAAAAGGGGAUAAGGAAAAGUGAAUGUUAUAAAUUUUGAUGACUUUACGUUAUCCAUAAGUGAUUUAGCGGCUUAUCGACUAAACCUCGCUAAAUCACUUAUGGCUAACGUAAAGUCAUCAAAAUUUAUAUCAUUCAGUUUUCCUCAUCCCCUUUCAUCCUUUGAAUAGGAUUAAAAUCCGAUAUUUCAACUCAGUUGCUAAAAAACAUGAAAAUGUCAUUUAGUAGAUGUCCAACUAUAGUUUGAAUAUGAGUUAUGACGUGGCAAACUUUGAAAUAUUGUGACUUUACAAGGCUUUGUCGAAAAUCUGAGUAUUUCAGGAAUAUCGAUUUUCCUAUUUGUAACCAAAUUUGAUUUCAAAGUUAUUUUACUAGGCUAAUCUGACAAAUUAUCCAAAAAUUUUCUGAAAUCCGCGAUUUUUCAGAUAAUUCCUUGAAUGGUACGGCAAAAAAAUGAAAGAUAUUCAUCUCUAGAUUUUUAUGGAGGGAGUAGGAAAAAUUGCUUAUGGACUAGAAAUUUCCUAGUCCCUCUAUUUCUCAAAAGCUUUUCCUCGGGCUUUAUGAAAUCGAAAAAGCUUUUUCGCCACUUUUAAUACAGAUUCGGACAAUCUAGAGAUGAAUAUCUUUCAUUUUUUUUGCCGUACCAUUCAAGGAAUUAUCUGAAAAAUCCUGGAUUUCAGAAAAUUUUUGGAUAAUUUGUCAGAUUAGCUUAGUAAAAAUAACUUUGAAAUCAAAUUUUGGUUACAAAUUGGAAAAUCGAUAUUCCCGAAAUACUUAGAAGCCUUGUAAAGUCACAAUAUUUCAAAGUUUGCCACGUCAUAACUCAUAUGCACCCUUGAGUUCUUCAGUAUUUAACAACGUCAUCGUUACCAGAUGGUCCAAAUCUACUCCCCUUCAACCGUUUUUGUUUCCAGCGAGGUAAACUCUGGUCUCUUCUACAAAUCGGCUGCCGAACGCGAAAAACUGCUGGCCGCCGAACGUGAAUUCAUCACGCGCCGCGUCCACAAAAUCAUCGAGCUCAAAAAACAAAUCAUCGACAAUUCGCCAGACGGCAAAAACAAGGGAUUCGUUGUGAUCAAUCAAAAAGGCAUCGAUCCACCGAGUUUGGAUUUGUUGGCCGCCGAAGGGAUUUUGGCGUUGAGAAGAGCGAAACGACGAAAUAUGGAGAGACUUCAAUUGGCUGUUGGCGGAGAGGCGGUGAAUUCGGUGGAUGAUUUGACACCGGACGUUUUGGGAUGGGCUGGUUUGGUUUAUGAACAUACUUUGGUAGGAUUUGCUUUGUGAGAGGAGAAAAUUGAAUUUAUGUUUUUCAGGGAGAAGAGAAGUACACAUUCAUCGAAGAAUGCAAAGAUCCAAAAUCAGUCACACUUCUUAUCAAGGUUUGUUUGUGGAGAAAAGUGGAGUUGGGCUGAAAAUCUGGAAAAUUUGACCUGAAAUUGUAAAAUUUUGGUGAUUUUCUAGAUAUUUCCUAUGCAAAAUAUACAGAAUAUUAUUUUGAUUAGAGACAAUGGGAGAUUGAGAGAGCGCAGACGAAAAACUCAUUUUUUCUCUGAAUUCUCUCAAUUUUCCGAUGUCUCUAAUCAAAAUAAUAUUCUGUAUAUUUUGUUUGUGAAUAAAAAUCCAAGAGAAAUGCCUGAACCUGAAAAUUUCACUCAAAAAUCGAGUUUUGACUGAAAUUUUCGGGUUCUCGCGCAGGGAAAUCUAUCGCCAAUUUUUUUGUCCUGAAAACCUGAUUUAUAACCAAAAUUCAAUAAAAAUAAUGCCUGAACCUUGAAAUUUCAGCUAAAAUUCUAGUUUUGGCUGAAAUUUUCGGGUUCUCGCGCAGGGAAAUCUAUCGUCAAUUUUAGACUUGAAAAAUACAAAAAUUUUUAUUUCAAGUUUCCCAAUUUUCCAAAACUCUUCAGAAUACACAAAAUUCCAGCAGCAAUGAUUAAAAUGAGUAGAAUAAUUGGAGAGCUGAAAAAACCUUGUUUUUUCAAAUUUUUCCUCAAAAAAAAACUCACAAAAUCACCAAUAAUUCCAAUAUUUCGUCAUCAGACAUUUUUUUUCAGCAAAAAAAAAUAAAAAUAGUGAGAAAAAAUUCUGCGGAAGCGAAAAAAUAACAAAAAUAUUGUUUCAGGGUCCAAAUAAGCACACAAUUACACAAAUCAAGGAUGCGAUUCACGAUGGAAUGAGAGCCGUUUUCAACACAAUUGUUGAUAGUGAGUUAUGACGUGGCAAAGCUAGAAUUCUAGGUUUUUGGCUGAAAUUUUGGGAAUGACGUGGCAAAAUUUCAAUUUUUGGACAAAAAAUUUGGAAAAACGACUCAAAAUCUGAUGUCCGCUUAAAAAACUAUAGUCUAUUUUGAGGAGAAACGUCAAACUAGACUCUAGUUCAUCCUUAUUUUCGAAAUUGGAAAAAAAUCUGUUUAGAAAUGCACGUGACAAAUUGGCAAACUAGACUCUAGUUUUGAAAAACUGGAAAUUUAGUUGAUUAAUUGGUGCCAAAAUUUCAUUUUUGAAAAUAUUCCACGUGGAUUUUUUGCGCCAAAAUUUUUAUUUUUCUGCAAAAAUUGCCACGUGGAUUUUUCAUGCUGGAAACAAUUUUCAAAAAAAAAAUUCCCUCCCAACCUCAUUUUUUCUUGCAGAAGCCGUUUUACCGGGAGCCGCCUCUUUUGAAGUUGCCGCCUAUGUUUUGUUGAAAAAAGAGUUGGAAACAUUGAAAGGACGUGCGAAAUUGGGAGCUCAAGGAUAUGCUCAGGCACUUUUGGUUAUCCCAAAAACAUUGGCUGUCAAUUCGGGAUAUGAUGCACAAGAAACAUUGGUGAAAUUGGUUGAGGAAAAACAGGCGGCCGGUGAUUUGGCUGUUGGUAUUGAUUUGGAAACUGGUGGAGCUGCUGAGCCACAGGUAGAGGAAUUUUUCUAGAGCUGAAAAUAGCGGCUUUUUUUAAAUCUCGAAAAAUAAUUAAUUUUGGAAUUUUUCUAGAAAAAAGAUGGAAAAUUUAAAUUUUUCUGAAAAAAAAACUUCUCUGUUUCAAAAUUUAUUAAAAUUACGCAGACGAUUUUAAUAAUAACAGUACGGUUAAGAUUACAGCGUGUCCUAUGUGACACAUUGAAAUUGCUUUUUAGUGCCCACGGAAAGGACAAAGGUUAGAGAAAGGAUUACGGUAUUUGGAAAGAGAAUAUGAGGAAGAAUAAGGUUAAUAUAAUCAGUUACCUUUACAGAAUAAUGUGUGAAGUUUACUAGAAAAAAAUUAUUUUUUUUAAAUUUACUGUUUCAAAAUUUUAUUGAAAAAAAUUAAAUUUUUUAUUUUUGAAAAAUUCGAUUUGAAUUUUUACUAGAAAAAUCUCAAGUUUUUCCUGAAAAAAAUCAAUUUUCACUGAAUUUUCAAAUGUCACAUUUUUUAGUACAAAAAAAAUGAAAAUUUGAAUUUUUCUGAAAAAAAACUUCACUGUUUCAAAAUUUAUUAAAAAUUGAUUGAGAAGUUGGUUUUCCACCAAAAUUUUUCAUUUCAAAAAUUAUUUAAUUUUUUUUGUUUUUGAAAAAUUUGAAAAAAAUUAUAUUUGAAUUUUUUCUAGAAAAUUCUUUCAAAUAUCAAAUUUUUUAAUACAAAAAAAAAUGAAAAUUUGAAUUUUUCUAAAAAAAAAACUUCACUGUUUCAAAAUUGGGUGAAACAUUGAUUUAUUUUUCUGGGAAUAAUGUGUGAAGUCGGUUUACUAGAAAAAAUUAUUUUUUUUAAAUUUACUGUUUUAAAAUUUUAUUGAAAAAAAUUCAAUUUCUUAUUUUUGAAAAAUUCGAUUUGAAUUUUUACUAGAAAAAUCUCAAGUUUUUCCUGAAAAAAAUCAAUUUUCACUGAAUUUUCAAAUAUCACAUUUUUUAGUACAAAAAAAAUGAAAAUUUGAAUUUUUCUGAAAAAAAAAACUUUACUGUUUCAAAAUUUAUUGAAAAUGUGCUUUUAGUUGAAAAAAUAUAUUGAAAAAUUGCAAAAAUAGAGAAAAUAUAGUUUUUGUUAAAAAGUUUGAAUAAAAAUGAAAAUCUUUAUAUCUGAAUAGAGAAAAUUGAGCUAAAAAUCAUGGAAAAUUCGAAAUUUUUCAGAAAUCUGAGAAUUUGAUGACUAAAAAUCUCCAAUUUUUUUCACACUCAAACUUUUUAAAACCCAUUUUUUGCAGGGAAUCUGGGACAAUGUAACAGUGAAAAAGAAUAGUUUGUCAUCGGCCACAGUUCUCGCUUGCAAUCUUCUUCUCGUCGAUGAAGUUAUGCGUGCUGGUAUGACUAAUUUGAAGACACCACAACAACAGGAUUAA